Molecule: messenger RNA, 857 nt
Organism: Helicoverpa armigera (cotton bollworm)
Lineage: Eukaryota; Metazoa; Arthropoda; Insecta; Lepidoptera; Noctuidae
Product: cuticle protein
Exons: 2
Coding region: 53-796 (247 amino acids)
Cellular component (GO): extracellular matrix
Source: RefSeq, a predicted model, not a curated record
UCGAAGCUACUGGGUAACAGCACAUUCGUCGACAAUAAACAAACCAAUCAACAUGGUUGCCAGAAUCCUUGCCUUCUCCGCCCUCGUGGCCGCCGCCACCGCCGUGGCUCUCCCCGUCCUGCCCGUCGCUAAACUGGCGUACGCCCACGCCCAGCCCGAAGCUCCCGCUCAGUACGACUUCUCGUACUCAGUCCACGAUGGACAAAGCGGUGACGUGAAGCAACAGCAGGAGUCCCGCUCCGGCGACAACGUGCACGGCUCCUACUCGCUCGUGCAACCCGACGGUGUCCACCGCAUCGUCGACUACACCGCUGACGAAGAGCACGGCUUCAACGCUGUUGUCCGCUACGAGGGUACCCCCGUCGAACAGCCCACCAAGAUCGCCGUAGCUGCCCCCGUCGCCAAGAUCGCCUACGCCGCCGCCCCCGUUGCCAAGAUCGCCUACGCCGCCGCUCCCGUCGCCAAGAUCGCCUACGCCCCUGCCCCCGUCGCUAAAGUGACCUACGCCGCACCCGUCGCCAAGCUCGCCUACGCUGCCCCCGUCGCCAAGGUCGCCUACGCACCUGCUCAACUCUCCUACUCUCACGCCCCUGCUCAGAUCUCUUACUCCCACGCCCCUGCCCAAGUUACCUACUCCCAGGCUCCUCAGAUCUCUUAUCACCAAGCCCCUGUGGCUUACGCCGCUGCUCCCGUCGCCAAGGUUGCGUACGCCGCAGCCCCCGUCGCUAAACUGGCGUACGCUGAAAACCUCGGCCACGUCACCUUCUCCUCCCCCGCUGUCUCUUACCACCACUAAGUCAUAAGAACCAUUGUUGUUAAACUUAUUUAUUUUGUUGAAUACAAGAUAGUCAAUCUAA